Molecule: messenger RNA, 856 nt
Organism: Ceutorhynchus assimilis (cabbage seed weevil)
Lineage: Eukaryota; Metazoa; Arthropoda; Insecta; Coleoptera; Curculionidae
Source: the annotation of a GenBank genome assembly
UUUAGCACUCGAUUUGUUAACUUAAAUAGUCUGACGUAUAUUAUUUUUAUGUGCCAUACAAAAACUGAAAAAUGCCGUUUAAGUAUAGCUACCUUCUGCCGAUUUUUCAAGGAAUUCAUUACGUUUUGACUUUUACUGCAACUUAUACGCUUGCUGCUUUUGUGAAUAAAGACAUUCCUUCUUUUUUCCCAUACGUAAGCGACACAGGAGCACGGUUCAUCCAAAGUUGCAUAUUUUCCUUUGGAUUAGGUCUUGGAUCACUGAUAAUGUUUCUCAUAUUUUACUUGAGGUACAUCCAAGUGAAGUUUAUUCUACAAGAGAAUAAAGAGUUUCCUAUGAAACUAAGAAAACUAAAUAAAAUCUCAGUUUAUACUUCCGCUAUUUCCACACUGCAUGUUUUUGGAGUGGGUUGUUUUCAAGUCUAUCCGUAUUUGUACACCCAUUUAUAUUUCGCCGGAAUGGCAUUUCAUUUUGGGCUCCUGAGUAUGGCAUCCCAGACAUAUAUUGCUUUUAAAAUAUAUCCAAUAUUUGGAAAUAAAAUCCUGAAUCUAAUUCGACUUGUCCUUUUAAUAAUACUUUGUCUAGCAUUGGCUUCAACUGGCAUAUUUGGCCUUCUAUCAUUUUUGAUUUUCUUUAAAGGAGACGAUGUGACGCAAUGGACAAGACUCUCGGGAGGAUUUGAGCUUCAUUUGAUAAGUACUUUCAGUGAAUGGAUCCUUAUUAUGGGUACAGUUUUAUUUCUAACUUUGUAUGCCUUCGAAUUUAAAUCUUUUGAUCUUUACGAGCCAAAAAUAGAAAUGACAGUUGAUAAAACUGUGGUUGAUAUUUAAAAAAUAUACCUAGCUUUGCAACGUAU